ACAUCUUGCUAUCCUUCUUUUUCUACUUAAUCGAUAAUGACGAUGCAAAUCCAAUAAACUCUGGAGUCUGGAAGCUUCAUUGACGCUUGAACCAAAUCGCCAAUUGAAUCUACUGAGAAACUGAAAUCCCUUUGAUUAUCUCUGCCGAAUCUAAAGAAACAGUUAUGGAAGCUAAAGAAAUCGUAUGUUGCAUCCCCGCAAAGAACGUUAUACCAAAACUCACACAACAAGAAACAGUUGUUUCAAUGGAAGCUAAAGAAAUCAUAUGUUGCAUCCCCGCAAAGAACGUUAUGGCGAAACUCACACAACAAGAAACAGUUAUUUCAAUGGAAGCUAAAGAAAUCGUAUGUUGCAUCCCCGCAAAGAGCGUUAUACCGACACACACACAACAAGGUGAGAAAGAUCAAGAAAGUGAUGUGGAUGGUGAUGUGAAGGAGAUAACAAAGCUAGAGUAUAGACAUUCUCUUGCUCAUCGAGGCAACUUAAUACGCAUCGAGGAAGAAAAAGAAGACAUUGAUCCACUGUUCAAGAGAUAUUUCCGAAACCUCCAAAACAAUGCACUCAACUCCACUCCUAUGAAACGCCCAAAACUAGAAAAGGAGGGUCCUCACGAGGCAACGCUCCUUGAAGAAUAAUGGCGUGGUAGCAACCACUUCUAGAGUUUAUGUUAUGUUUAGACUUUGUUAACUUUAAAACUUUAUGUAAUAUGAUAUUUUAUGAUUUCA
Camelina sativa (false flax) is the source of this 725-nucleotide messenger RNA. RefSeq lists its product as uncharacterized. The record is from RefSeq and is a predicted model, not a curated record. Lineage: Eukaryota; Viridiplantae; Streptophyta; Magnoliopsida; Brassicales; Brassicaceae.